UCAUAAAUACCCCCAUAUCACUCACUAUUGAAAAAAAAACAGAUUUGAUGGUGUCAAACUAAAAACCAAUUUUGUUUACUUUCAACUAAAAACAAAAAUUGACUAAUUAACGCCACGACAACACAAAAAUGGCGUGGAUAUCGGGCUUAGCAGACAAAGCCGAAAAUAUUUUAAACAAGUUAGAUAAAAAUGCCGCCACUGCAUUGCAAGUAGCAGCUACUUCAGGAGGCGAUGGUGAUAGUGGCGAAGGUAACGCUUUGGAAGCGAUGCGACGCAACUUAUCCAAUAGUAAAUUGUCAUUAAAAACAGGAUUUUCCCCAAUCAAAGCAAGAGGUAAUAUUAGUGCCAAUAUGAGUAAAUCAGUAGAAGGUGAUACGGAUGUUUUAAACGCUUCAUAUCACACUGCAUUGCCUGAGUCAGUGGAAGCAAGCGAUAAAGUUGAAUGGCAUAUAAACUCUACUGUUUCAUCACGACGCAGUUCCACCAAUUCACGUCCCGAUGCUGUGGCGAUUGAAGUGGAAGAAACAAGUCCGAAACAUGACAUACUGAAAAAUGUUGAUACAGAAGGAUCUCUUCUAACUGGAACGCAGGAAAGUCAAGAGUUGAUGGCAUUUAAAAUUGCAUUAAGCGAAGUGACUAGCGAACGUGACAACUUGAAGGCACGCUUGACAAAAAUAAACCGUGAUAAUGAAAAAACCGCAUUUCUUACAAAAAUACAAAGUUUGGAGACACUAUUACAACGUUUAACCGAAGAGCGUGAUCAAACACAAUAUGAACUGGGCAAAGCACAGGGUGCCAACAGUGUAUAUGCGCAUACAAUUUCAGAGCUCGAAACUAAUUUAGCUAAACUGCAACAAGAGUACUUGGAGACGGCACAUAAAUUGCAUAUGCAAAUGAAGGAAACGGAGCAGCUCCGAAAAGAACUUCAAGAAUAUCGACAUAAAGCGCAGCACUCACUGCAAAUAAAGGACAACCUUAUAGCCGAACUAAAGGCAAAUGGUGUAACAGCUGGCUCAGCAACAAAAAGCGAAGAUGAAAAUGAUUUGCGGUUGCUGCAAAUGGAGCUGGACGCUUUAAAGCAUGAACAUCAGCAAACCUUAGAUGAAAGUAGUACUUUGCGUAUGCAAAUAGAAGAAUUACGACAUGAUUGGCAAGUGGUUAAUGAACAACACACCACAUAUAUGGCAAGUACACGCGCAGCUGAAGAAACGUUAAGAAAAGAAUUACGUACGGAACGUGAACGUUUACUCGCAACAGAAUCCGAACAACGUGUACAAGCGCAAGAGUUGGCAAAGUUACGACAGCAGCUCAGUAAUCAAAUGGCUGCAGCUGCGACACGCCUUCAAGAAAAGGAUUCACAACUAGAAAAGCUACGUGCUGAGGUGCAACGGCGCAUCGCAACAGUGCAUGUCGCAGAUGGUGCAGCGGUAGCUACGUUUGAAGAGCGCAUUAAGGUGCUCACACAAACAUUGGUGGAUAAACAGCAAACUGUCGAACGCAUCACAUCCGAACGGAAUGCUUUACGCAUACAACUGGAGAAAAUGCAAGAUCAACUGCAACAGCAAUACGCUUAUAACAAUAAGCCGCUUUCGCGUAACUCAUUGUUAUCCAAUACAACUGAUGACAUCAAAGCACAGUUUCCACUUCUGAUGCGUGAGAAUCCUUUCGACAACCGUGUGGCCCGUCGUGUUAAACGUGUCUACUCUUCACUCGACUCUGCUGGCAUUCGCUUAGGCGCCUUCCUUCGACGUUAUCCGCUAAUGCGUAUAUUUGUGCUCAUGUAUGUUGGCCUCUUGCAUUUGUGGGUUAUGUUUGUGUUGAUCUCAUCGUCUCCAAAUUAAAACCACUUCAAUAAGUAAUCAAAUAUUUAAAUUUAAUAGUGUUUACACUAAACUUAUGGACAAUAUUUUAAAUAACCAUAAAAAAAGUUGUAUUAUAUAUAUAUAUGUAUGUAUUGUAAUUGUAUUGUCAUCUACACAUUAUUGGUGUUUAGCUGUAUAAUCAACUAUUAUAUAUAUAAAGAGAACAAUUUCUUGUUAAUAUUAUAUUUCUCGUUUUAGUGGAAUUUAAAAACAAAACUUUAAAUCGAAGUGUUUAAUUAUACGUAUAUUCAUAUGAUCAUAACCAAAUUUAGCACAUACUUAAAUCAAUAUAGUCGCAUAUAAAAGUAAGUUUCCUUUCGUAAACAAAAUAGAUCAGCUAAUUUUCCUGUGUAGAGUCGAUUUUGCCCGAAUUGACGGCAUCGAGCGUUUCUCUCCGCUCUCUUGAAGCUAAACAGAUUGUUGCAGUAUUGUUAAUGUUUAAACCGAGUAAAGUGCAACUAAUUCUUUUAGCAAGUAAA
This is a messenger RNA of Bactrocera oleae (olive fruit fly), 2341 nucleotides long. RefSeq names its product golgin A5 (gene Golgin84). The record is from RefSeq and is a predicted model, not a curated record. Gene Ontology annotation, biological process: retrograde transport, vesicle recycling within Golgi; Golgi organization. Gene Ontology annotation, cellular component: Golgi cisterna; Golgi membrane. Lineage: Eukaryota; Metazoa; Arthropoda; Insecta; Diptera; Tephritidae.